UUCAGAGGAAUGUGAAACCAAAUCAUUUACAAGUUAAAGAUAGAACUAAGAGUACAUAGCAUCUUGGGCACUAGUUUCAACUUAGUCUCUUGAAGACUGUUGCCUUGGGAGUUUUCUUUUCACUGCCUCCAAGGCACCUCAGUUUUUAUUCUAUCAGACUCUCAUUUAGUGUUUUGGAAUAACUAGGAGUGUGUAAGAAGAUCAUGGUGCAUGCUGCAGGAAUGAUUGAAGACUGUGGGAAAAGAGGAACUACCAUGGCAGAAAGGAGGCAGCUGUUUGCAGAAAUGCGUGCUCAAGAUCUGGAUGGCAUCCGUUUGUCCACCUACAGAACAGCAUGCAAGCUUAGAUUUGUACAGAAGAAAUGCAACUUACACCUUGUGGAUAUUUGGAAUGUGAUUGAAGCAUUGCGGGAAAAUUCAUUGAACAACCUGGACCCAAACAUAGAGCUGAAUGUGGCCCGGCUUGAAGCAGUAUUGUCAACAGUUUUCUAUCAACUUAACAAACGCAUGCCAACAACCCACCAGAUCAAUGUAGAACAAUCCAUCAGUUUACUUCUCAACUUCUUGCUGGCAGCUUUCGAUCCAGAAGGACAUGGAAAAAUUUCUGUGUUUGCUGUCAAAAUGGCCUUGGCAACACUUUGCGGGGGAAAGAUCAUGGAUAAAUUAAGAUAUAUUUUCUCAAUGAUAUCAGACACAAGUGGUGUAAUGGUUUAUGGAAGAUAUGACAUGUUUCUACGAGAAGUUCUGAAGCUGCCCACUGCUGUCUUUGAAGGUCCCUCUUUUGGUUACACAGAGCAAUCAGCAAAAUCUUGUUUCUCCCAACAGAAAAAAGUCACUCUGAAUUCUUUCUUGGACACUCUUAUGUCUGAUCCUCCACCUCAGUGUCUGGUAUGGUUACCACUUCUGCAUCGCUUGGCAAAUGUUGAGAAUGUCUUCCACCCUGUUGAGUGUUCCUACUGCCAUAGCGAGAGCAUGAUGGGAUUUCGCUAUCGAUGCCAGCAGUGUCACAAUUACCAGCUCUGUCAAGAUUGCUUCUGGAGGGGACAUGCCAGUGGUUCCCAUAGCAACCAGCACCAAAUGAAAGAAUACACGUCAUGGAAAUCACCUGCUAAGAAGCUAACUAAUGCCCUUAGCAAGUCUUUAAGCUGUGCUUCCAGCCGUGAACCUUUGCACCCAAUGUUCCCUGACCAGCCUGAAAAACCUCUAAACCUGGCUCAUAUUGUAGAUACCUGGCCUCCUAGACCAGUCACCAGCAUGAAUGACACACUGUUCUCCCACUCUGUUCCCUCAGGAAGCCCAUUCACGAAUAGAAGGUUGCUUGAGAGUAUAAAUGUAGCCAAUGAUGUGGCUGAUGAGCAUUCUGUUAUAAAGCUGUAUGUAAAUCAGCUUAACAACAAUUCACGCUCUCCUUACAAGAGUAAUGAAGUAGAGCAGAACAAAUUGCUGGCUAGGGCUGCUCCAGCUUUUUUGAAAGGCAAAGGGUUACAGUAUAGCCUCGAUGUUGCAGACAGGCUGGCUGAUGAACAUGUUCUCAUUGGGUUGUAUGUCAACAUGCUCCAGAACAACCCCUCACGUUUGCUUGACAGUCCAAACCGUCUAGAUGAAGAGCACAGACUGAUCGCCAGGUAUGCGGCGAGACUCGCAGCAGAGACUACUUCAUCACAGGCACAACAGCAAACCCAACAGAGAGGUGCUCCAGAUAUCUCAUUUUCUAUUGAUGCAAAUAAGCAACAACGACAGCUUAUUGCAGAACUUGAAAAUAAGAACAGAGAAAUCUUACAAGAGAUUCAGAGGCUGCGACUUGAACAUGAACAGGCAUCUCAGCCCACACCAGAGAAGGCAGCGCAGAAUCCCACCCUUUUGGCAGAACUUCGGCUGCUUCGGCAAAGGAAGGAUGAGCUAGAACAGAGGAUGUCUGCUCUUCAGGAAAGCCGGAGAGAACUUAUGGUCCAAUUGGAAGGCCUCAUGAAACUGCUGAAGGAGGAAGAAAUGAAGCAGGGAACCCAAGGGGCAGGCUCUCCGCGUUCAUCUCCCAGCCAUACCAUCAGUCGACCAAUUCCAAUGCCCAUCAGAUCUGCAUCUGCCUGUUCAACUCCAGCACACACACCUCAGGACUCUCUGACAGGUGUAGGGGGAGAUGUGCAAGAAGCUUUUGCACAAGGCACAAGGAGGAAUUUAAGAAAUGACUUGCUGGUGGCAGCAGAUUCUAUCACCAACACUAUGUCUUCUCUGGUGAAAGAACUAAACUCAGAAGUUGGAAGCGAAACAGAGAGUAAUGUGGAUUCUGAGUUUGGUCGGACUCAUUUUGAUGACCUUGUCCCAUCACCCACUUCCGAAAAGGCUUUCCUUGCGCAGAUCCAGGCCCGGAAGCCAGGCUACCUUCACAGUGCAGCUGCCACUGGAACCAUUCGCAGCGAUAUGGUUACAGAAGAUGGAGAUCCUUAUGUUAGAGCAGAUGAUGAGAACUAUGAAAAUGAUUCUGUCCGCCAGCUAGAGAAUGAGCUCAAGAUGGAGGAAUAUUUGAAACAAAAGCUUCAGGAUGAAGCUUAUCAGGUCAGCUUGCAAGGAUGAGUAGCUAUCCUUGCAUCACUCUCCUUUCCAGAAAGCUGCAGUCAAACGGACAACGAAAGUGAUGUAAGAACAGAUGAGGAGGAGAGCUGCACCCAUAUGGAUGACAGAGAUAAGAUGGCUGCCAACUUCACUGAAGAAGUGAAACAAGUGCAGCUCCUCUGACAUACAAUAACCAAUUAGAUCUGAAGACUGUAGCACAGUACCUUUUUGUUCUAAAAGUUGUAGUUUGUAGGUGUUUGUUUUGAAGAAAAAGGAAAAAGACUUUUAUUUAAAGCUAAGUUAAUAUCAGCAACAUCUUACGUAACAUGGCUCAUUACUGGUGAAGAACACAGGCUGAACAAUGCUGCUGUUGCAAUUAACAGCAGAACUAACACAACACAAGCCCUUUGCACAUCGUCUUGAACCUGUUCAGUUUACAAUAACAGUAGUGUUUCUAUUAGGAGUUUGAUUUCUCAGUAGUUUGAAAUUUUAGAACACUUUCCUACACACUGUACAUUGUUUUUCCACAGAGGAAAUUUUAAAACAAAGCAUUUAACACUGAAUGAAUAUACUCGAGUGUACAUAUUUAUAGCCCAAAAAUGAAGUACUAGAACAGUCGCUGCAAUCCUCAAUCCAGCCGCAUGCACUAAAAAUCCCAAUAGGAGUAGGAUUUCAGUGCAUAUGACCAGAUGCAGUAUUGCAGUCUUAGGAUGAAAUUUGUUUUACAGUCUUUCUGCAAAAAACACAAAAAAAUCACAAAAAACAAAGAAUAACAGAUUUGUACAAAAUGCACUAAGAAGUAUCUCUAUGAUUUAGGGCUACUGCAUAACUUAGGAAUGUUUUCUUUCAAAAUAAUCUAACAAAUCAGCCAUAGAAGUUAGUGUAAAUAUUUUCUUUCCAAAUAGAUAUCAUAUACAAAAGGCAGCAUUCAAAUGAUAUAGAAUCUAGUUUUUAAAAUCAGCACAGAUCUUCUUAAAACUGUGAACUAUGUUUUGAAAUACUCGUUGCUAAAGCUGUUUAUAAACCACAGGUGCCAUAAAACCCCUAAACUAACGUUAUGUAUAACCUUUCAUAGUAUUAUUUAAUUGCUGUUUUAGAACUUUAGUAAGCAUGUGUUCUUUCACAUUUCUCCAUUCUCCAUAUCCUGUUUGUUGAGGCCUUCAGCUAUAAAUGUAUAAGCUUUAAAAAGUGCGCUUGCUACUAUUUCCUUUUAUUUCUGAAUGUGCAUUGCCUUAGCCAGCCACCAGAUGUUCUGCAUGCAUUCUUGGAAGUGUGUAGUGAGACUUUCUUUCAGAGCUGAAUGGGGAUAUUAGCUAUCUAUGAAAAGCACAGGGGAAAGGGUGUUCUGAAAAAGAGAGGGAGAUCAUUACAACAGUGUCCCUUUGAGUCACUGCAUCCUGUUCUAACAACAACAACAACAACAGGAAUGAGAAAAAUCACAGAACUUUUUUUCUACCAGGAUUCCUAUAAAAAUAGGUUGCAAUGAUUUUGGAGCCAUUACUUAUGUGGUAAAGAUGUAGAACUUCACUUACUGCAUUCCUACAUGGAAGAAUGAAAAAAUUCAGAGGUUUUCUUAUCAAUGAGCAAACUUAUGACUGCUUCUGUGGAUUUUCCCCCCAUUUUUAAGCCAAUGGUUGGCAUACCACAUCAUUAAACCUAACUAGGUUGACAGAAGUCUGCUGUCAUAGCUUGGUUUAAGAGUGUCACUCAUAAAACCCAGAUUUCCAGCCUGAUGGUGUUCCAGCCAAAAGAUUUCCAAGGCAUUGCAGACUGGAGCACUAGGGAAUGAUGAAUGCAAGAGUCUCCUAACCAUACGAGGCAUCGGGAACAGGCAGGUAGUCUUUGGGUCCUUCUGAAGUAAUCAUCAUAAUCAUCACAAUAUUUUCUCCCAAGGUCUUUACUCAAAUUGUUUCAAGAAAUUUAAAACAAUGCAAUUAAAAACAGAAAAAAUAAGCAAGACAAAACCAAUUACAGUAUUAAAAUAAUUCAGCUAAAAUACAGUUUUAAAAAUUAAAAGCUCAGUUAAAACAACACAGCACCCCCUAGCCCUUUAUUUUAUUUUACACUAUUUAUAUCCCACCCUUCUCACCCGAAAGGAAACUCAGAGCAGGUUGCAGAACACACAUACGGCAAACAUUCAAUGCCUAUUAUACAACAAUUAACAAAAACAGACAACACAAACAGAGGUAAAGGCAGUUUUUCCCAUUGUAUUUCUGGCAUCUUGGAGGCCGUGCUCAACUCCGGCCAUUGGGGGGGGGGGGUGCUGUCACUCCAUCUUCAAUGCCAAGGAGCUUUCCUUUGAAUAAUGUCCCUAAGGGUUCCUUUAUUACCUCCCCGCUAAAAGUGAUACCGAUUUUAUCUACUCACAUUUCUGUUUUCAACCUGCUAGGUGGUCAGGUGAGCUGGGGCUAACAACAGGUGCUCACUCUGACCCGGGCUCAGGCUGCCAACCUUCUGAUCAACAGGAUUUUUCUGUAGCAUAGCAGCUUAACUUGCUGUGCUAAGCCUGGUCCCUAAUUUUAAAACUCUCUGUUUUAAAAGCCAGUCUAAAUUAAAGGUUUUAGCUCACCAACAGAAAUACAAAAAAAAGAGGGUAUUCUGUCUUCCCUGGGUAGGAACCACUGAGAAGGCCCUCUGGACCUGAGCCAUAUAGGACUUUGUAGGUCAUAACCAACACUUUGAAUUGUGCCCAGAAUCACAUUGGCAGCCAGUAGAGCUGUUGCAAAAAAGGGAGUUGUAUGCUCCCUAUAGCAAAUGUUUAUCUCGAGACUACUGCAGAUGCCAUUUGCCUACACCUCAGUCUGCACUGCCUUCAGGCACUUCCAAACUGAAAAGAUGGAUUUAGGGAGUGAUGUUUGGUCAAUAAUUACUGUAGAUCUGAAUCUGCAACAGUUAUGAGAAUGACAAAUUGUUUAACUACUGAAUACUUUGGCAGCUAAGAUUCCCUGUAUUUUAUGCAGAACACUGUGCAGAACAAGUUUUCUUUUGAGGAAGGGCAUUUCCGAUGCUCAAAAGUCAUGGAAGAGCCCCAAAAUGCAAAAUAAAAAGGAUGCAGUUCACCAUGUUCUUAAGAAGAAGAAAAAUUGUAAAUAUUCUCUAUAUAUUUACAAUGCAGUCCUACCUAGUAACAGUUUAAAGUGAAAACAGAAAGCGGUGUAGAAAUGGCAAAGAUGCUAUUAAAAUAUUUCAUAUAUGAUACAACGUUAAUAUCAAACACCAUUUUAGAACUCAGUUCUAUCAGUCACAAGUUUAAUAGAAACAUUGUAGAAAAUGUAUUUUUGGAACAAUGCUAUCCCCAAAAUGUGUGUAUUUUAUUUGUCUGAAUUAGAAAUUUCAUUAGGGAUUCUAUAUGGAAUAAAUAUUACUUUGAUUAAAUUGUUAUCACUACUUAUCACAUAUGCACAGAAUCAUUGCUACCAUUAGCCAAUUUUCUCCUUGUCUACUUUGCAGCAUUGUCACUAAGUAGGACACUCAGAUUUCAGAUAACUAAGAAAAAACACUUAUUUAAAGACACACCCAUGUCCCCAUCAUUGCAAUAACUAACCUGUACUCCUGUAAUAUCUGCCAAGCUGACAUGUUUAACCUAUGAUAGCUUACCUCUCCGAUACCUUUCUCUCAGGAACUGGUUACUCUCUAAUAGUGCUUAGCACUAGUAAAUCUUGCUAACAGCUCAGGACCCCAGCCAGUUAAUUCCUGAAAAGAGAUGAAAUGAACUAUAACACAGCCAUACCCGGAUGAUCCCAAUCCAACCACAUUUCUACAGUUGGACUAAUAACCAUGUUGCUUUGAUGCCCGCCUUUAUUUAUAUACAAACAUUGCAUGUAAGAAUCAUGCAUGAAUCUAAUCAUUGCAAGAUAUGUGUAGCACUAUUAUUGCCUUCACCACCCAAGUACCAUUCUCUCAGCCUGGUUUCCUCACAGAAUCCCCAAGCAGAUCUCUAGGUGGCCUCUUGUACUCUGGAACUCCAAGAUUAAGCACUUUUUAUUUCCUCUCCAAAGCAAAACCUAGGUCAAGAUCCUGAAUCAGGAGAUAUGUCUGUAUUAUAAAGCUAUGUCUCCGUAGCUACAUCUCCCAAUGCAACCUCCAAACCCACCUUGUAUGUAGAUCAGCCGCCACUCCACUUUUCUGUGUAGUCAUUGAGAGGGAGGAUCAACAGGGAUGUGUCCUGCUGUUUUCCUAUAGAUGUCCUCAGAAAAUACCUGAACAUCUUACUGUUGCCUCUGCUCUCUGAAAACAUCCAAAUGAUCACUGUGGGUGGUGCUUACAAGGUCAGUUGGGGAAUGAUUUUGGUAACUGCAUGAUCAGAACAGAAUUCUGAUUGACGCAACCACCAAAGAAUGAGUUGCAAUGGUUUAAGUCUGAUUUAUGUCAUUGUAAUUCAACAGCAGGAUGUCAGCCCUAGUUUUACUAUAUAACCCAGCAGUUAAGCUGGCAAUGGCCCUACAAGGGCAAUGCUUUCUCACUGAUUUCUCUCCAACAUGUGAUGGGGAAGCUGCUUUGUGCCACACAUCUGAUACACCAGCCAACCUCCAUGUCAGCUGACACCAAUGUGCAACAAGGAUAAAAUUUAACUAUGGUGAACAUGUGUAAAAUCCCAGCAAUGUAGGUCAGAUCCCAUGGUUAAUUCUCACAUCUCAUGUGAUGUUGAGGCCUAUGGGAGUCAGACUUUAGGUAUGUGUAUCUUAACAAACCAUGUGAAGACAUGGGUGGCUUUUUUCCAUACAGUGGCACACAAUACAUGUAGGAGAUGGGUCAGGUGAGAGUCUGUCCUAUCUGGGCUUCUGUUUUAGCCUAUUCAGUUCUUGUUUGUUUGUUAAACUUGGUUUGGAUUGUAGAUUGUGAACAUUUAAAGUUACAGAAAUGGUUAAACUGGCCUGUAAUUCUUCAUGGGCCAUUUACUGCAGCCAAAAAUUUCAUGUAGAUUGUCAAUGGAAAGGUAAUGACGAGGCAGAAAUCAGAAUGUGUUGUUGAAGAGGAUUCUUGAAUGUUGAAAGAAAAGAUGGAGGAUAGAUUCUCUGUAAGUAGUAAUGUGAACUUAAAACUGCAUUAAAAGGUGUGUGGCCUUUGUUGUGAUAAUCUGUAUUUUCUUAUAUGCAUGAGACAAAAUGUUGCAUCAUUAUUUAGCCCAGAUGUCUGCUGUUAUUUUGAUCAUCUUCCCCCAUUCUUAUUAGUCUCUUGGAAUUACUGUAGAUAUAUCUUGUAAAUAUCACAAUGUCAGCUGACAACAGUUAGGUUGGUUCAGUUCAGUGCAAGGAUACUUGAAUGACAAGCACUCCACUGUGUCCUGAGAAGAGAAGGCAUUUUUUUCUUCUGAACCAAAAAUGUAUGAAGAGUUACACCUUGAGGCUACAAACUGUCUGAUGUUUUUAACUACUGUUAUUUCAUACCACUCCAAACGAAAUACGCACCACAAGUUUUACAUUAUUCAUUGCUAUUGUAAACAGCACUAUUAUCGUACUGGAUUUUUUGUAUUGCUGUUAAGUAUUGUUGUGUGUGUGCGUGUGUGUGUGUGUGCGUUCAAGCCUACUGGGGACAUGUUAUAUUUUGAAGUGAUUAAACUAUUUAAUUGUGUGUCUAUAUUUUGGAAUGGAAUUAUUUCUUCAUUAAAAGAAAGAAUUUUUAAAAGUAA
Molecule: messenger RNA, 8178 nt
Organism: Anolis sagrei ordinatus
Lineage: Eukaryota; Metazoa; Chordata; Lepidosauria; Squamata; Anolidae
Gene: DTNA
Product: dystrobrevin alpha
Biological process (GO): synaptic signaling
Cellular component (GO): synapse; plasma membrane
Molecular function (GO): zinc ion binding
Source: RefSeq, a predicted model, not a curated record